CAAAUUAAUUGUUCGAAUUGCAAUUGAAACAUAAAAAGUGANAAAAAAAAAAAGAGAAAUGUAUAUUAGUUUGGAAAUUCUUUGUGGAAUAGUGAUAACGCUUAUCGCGUUCUAUUGUUAUUUAACGAUCAAUAACAAUUUUUGGAAAAAUCGUGGAAUACCUGGACCAAAACCCAUGUUGGGAUUCGGCAAUACGAAAAAAGUAAUAUUUGGAAAGGAAUCGAUUUCACAAUUUCUCACAAGAAUGUACAACGAAUAUAAGAACGAGCCGAUGAUUGGAAUAUUUAAACUAAGAACACCUUCUUUAAUCAUCAAAGAUCCAGAUCUUAUAAAAACUCUCUUGAUCAAAGAAUUCCCCAAGUUUGCGAAUCGAGGAUUAUUUCCAAUUUUCUCACGAGAUCCAUUGACUCAUCAUCUCUUCAAUUUAGAGGCUGAAAGAUGGAAACCGUUGAGAACACAAUUUACGCCGUUAUUUACUUCCAGUAAACUUAAAGGAAUGUUUUCCCUGAUUCUCGAGUGCUCCAAUCAAUUGGAAAGUUACAUGGACACGUUGAUAAAGAAAAGAGAGCCCAUUGAUAUGAGAGAAGUUUCUGCCAGAUUCACUACCGAUGUCGUUGGAAGUUGCGCUUUUGGGAUAGAGAUGAACUCCCUUUCGGAAAAAGAGAGUAUAUUCCGUCGACUCGGCAAAUUAAUCUUCGCCACAAAUUUGCGAAAGAUAUUAAGCAUCAGGAUGCAAGAUAUGUUGCCACGGCUGUAUAAUUUAUUUCUUUAUAUAUUCCGCCAAGACGAGAAAAUGAGAAUCAUCAUGAAACUUAUGACCGAGACAAUGGAAUACAGAGAACAGAACAAUGUUUUCAGACCUGAUUUUAUAAAUAUACUAUUAGACCUCAAGAAACAUCCAGAAAAGAUUGAUAUUGAGUUAACGAACGAUUUAUUAGCAUCUCAAAUUUUCAUUUUCUUCGCUGCCGGCUUCGAAACUUCUUCGUCAACAAUUAGCAAUGCCCUUUACGAAUUAGCUUUGAAUCCCGAUAUCCAGGAGAAGCUGCGAAAAGAAAUCAAAGAAUUCGAGGCGAAAAAUAAUGGAGAGUGGAGAUAUGAGACCAUAAAAGAAAUGAAGUACUUGGAAAAAGUUUUUCAAGAAACUUUGAGAAAAUAUCCAUCUUUGCCAUUUUUGAAUAGAGAAUUAAUUGACGAUUAUACUUUCGAAAAUAAUAAAAUAACAAUUCCCAAAGAUUUAAAGAUCUGGAUACCGAUUUAUGGAAUUCACCACGAUCCAGAUAUAUAUCCAGAUCCAGAAAAAUUCGAUCCUGAAAGAUUUUCAGAGGAUAAGGUAAAACAAAGACAUCCUAUGCAUUUUUUACCUUUUGGACACGGACCAAGAAAUUGCAUUGGUGCACGAUUUGCGAUAUACCAAAUAAAGAUUGGAUUAAUAAAGAUUCUUCGUAAUUUCGAGGUCCACGUUUGCAAUAAAACGUUAAUUCCUUACAAAGUUAAUCCGUUUACGUCUCUUUUAAUGCCAAUAACAGGUUUAUAUUUGAAUGUAAUUAAGUUGGAAAAUUAAUUACAUUCGUUUUUUUUUUAUAAAAAUUUAUUUUAUAAUUAUCAAAUAUGUAAUCACAUAUAAUCGUAUAUCUAAACUUUAUAAAUAUUUAUUCGGAAGAAUUCUUUAAUUUGUACACGUUGAAUAUGAUGAUAAGACAUAGAAAUGAAAUGUAGUAUUGAUAAUAAUUUAAAUUAUCUUGCAAUAUAUAUCAUUAUAUAUUAACACGAUGCAACGUUGUUCUCA
Molecule: messenger RNA, 1786 nt
Organism: Apis dorsata (giant honeybee)
Lineage: Eukaryota; Metazoa; Arthropoda; Insecta; Hymenoptera; Apidae
Product: cytochrome P450 6A1-like
Exons: 5
Coding region: 59-1561 (500 amino acids)
Molecular function (GO): monooxygenase activity; heme binding; oxidoreductase activity, acting on paired donors, with incorporation or reduction of molecular oxygen
Source: RefSeq, a predicted model, not a curated record